GAAGCCAGUGUGGGUAGGGGUGGGGCGGGGCUCCCCGUCCUGAGACGGAGAGACGCGCCAUCCGCGAGGGGCGGGGCUUUCUCUGGGGCGCCGUCUGGCGGUUCGCUCCUCUCUAUGGUUCCUCUUCUAAGCUCUUCCGGGUCAGCUGGUAACCUUGGUAACUGACAACUUCCGAUGAGCGGGACCUGAGCGUAGCGCGAUGGCGGAGCCGAGACUCGGAGCCGAGCUGGCUUCACCAUUCCCAAUAGCUACAGAACCUCAGAAACUCCGCCCAAGAAAAGUGCCAGAGCUGCCAAUCUUGGAGAGAAGGAACUGGCUGAUACACCUGCACUACAUCCGCAAAGAUUAUGAUGCAUGUAAGAUUGCUAUCAAAGAGCAACUCCACGAGACUCAGGGAAUGUGUGAAUAUGCAGUCUAUGUUCAAGCCUUGAUACUUCGUUUAGAAGGGAAGAUUCAAGAAUCCCUAGAACUUUUUCAGACAUGUUCCAUUCUAAAUCCUCAGAGUGCUGACAACCUCAAACAAGUGGCACGAUCAUUGUUUCUGUUGGGGAAACACAAAGCAGCUAUUGAAGUAUACAAUGAAGCAGCUAAACUCAACCAGAAGGAUUGGGAGAUCUGCCACAACCUGGGCGUGUGCUACAUGUACCUGAAACAUUUCAACAAGGCAAAAGACCAGCUGAAUGAUGCCUUGCAGCUCAACAGGCAUGAUCUGACAUACAUGAUGCUGGGAAAAAUUCACCUGCUGCAAGGGGAGACCGACAAAGCCAUCGAAGUCUAUAAGAAAGCAGUGGAGUUUUCUCCAGAAAACACAGAGCUGCUUACGACCCUGGGUUUACUCUAUUUGCAGCUUGGGGUUUAUCAGAAGGCAUUUGAACAUCUUGGAAAUGCACUUACAUAUGAUCCCACCAAUUAUAAGGCUAUCUUGGCAGCUGGCAGUAUGAUGCAGACUCACGGUGAUUUUGAUGUAGCCCUCACCAAGUACAGGGUAAUAGCCUACACCAUGCCUGAAAGCCCCCCAUUAUGGAACAACAUUGGAAUGUGCUUCUUCGGCAAGAAAAAAUACGUGGCAGCUAUUAGUUGCUUGAAGCGAGCCAACUACUUAGCUCCUUUUGACUGGAAGAUUCUGUACAAUUUGGGGCUAGUCCACCUGACAAUGCAGCAGUAUGCAUCUGCUUUCCACUUUCUCAGCGCCGCUGUCAACUUCCAGCCCCGGAUGGGAGAGCUCUACAUGCUCCUGGCAGUGGCUCUGACAAACCUCGAAGAUGUUGAGAAUGCUAAACGAUCCUAUGAGCAAGCUGUAGCGCUGGACCAGUGCAAUCCCCUGGUCAAUCUGAAUUACGCUGUGCUGCUCUACAACCAGGGGGAUAAGAAGGGAGCACUAUGCCAAUACCACGAGAUGGAGAAGAAAGUCAAUGCCCUGAAGGAGAACAGCACUCUCGACUUUGAUCCUGAGAUGGUGGAUGUGGCUCAGAAGGUGGGAGCUGCCCUGCAGGCGGGGGAGAGUCUGGUCUGGACUAAACCCGUCAAAGAUUCCAAAUCAAAGCAGCGAGCCGCUACUUCUAGCAAACCCUCUAGCACUCAGCAACCUCUGGGCUCUAACCAAGCCCUGGGUCAGGCCAUGUCUUCAGCAGCUGGGUAUGGGAAGACUAUGCAGCUUUCUACAGGUGCUGGAGCAUCGGCUCCCCUUGCAAAGCCCCCGUCGAUGCCUCUGGAACCUGAACCGGGCUCAGAAACAGGCCCCGAAGAGACCACACCCCUUACAGAGCCCCAAGAACGGAGAAAAGAGAAGCGCAAAAGCAGGCCGACCACAGAAUAGAACAGCAGCACUGGAUGGGCUGGGCAGGCGUGAGGCCUGCUGGGCUGUUGGGAGCAAAAUCUUCACUGCUACCCCUUAACUCAAGCAGUGAGGAAGGCAGCUGCCCCCAGCAUGGCCUGCAGUGACUUCACCAUACUGUGAGCUUAGGCAAAAUGCAGCUGGAUGCUGAUACAGUGACAUUAGCACCUGGCCUCAUCCUUGUCUCAGUGAUUCUUUGCUCCAUGGCACCCAGAAGAGGUUCUGAUAAGCUGCCCACUAGUGCUGCUGUAGGACUGCAUGAGGUAACUGAGGUGCAAUCUCCUUCCUUGAGGGCGGGGCUGCUGUAGCAUUGGACAUAGGUGCUGAAUCACUGAGAUGGGCUGAGUCAGCAGGAUGGUUUAGCAAGGGCCAACUACAGUGACUGCACAGCUUUUAAAGCAGUAGCUUGGACCAGCUCUCUAGUUAGAGCCCAGAGACCAUCAUGUCCCUUUAGCAAGUGAGCCUUUUCGCUGGCUCAGAGGAAGCUCUACCAGCCCCCUGUAGUAAGGUCAGUGGAAGAACUGGAGGAGGGGAGAAGCUAGAAAAAUUAACAGGAGAAGUGAGUGGAAGCCAAAUCAGUCCAAGGAGUGAAACAACCCUGAACGCAGGCCUGGAGGAGGGGCACCAGUUCAGGCUAUGCUCAUUGAUGAUAACGUGAGAGGCUACUCUGCAUUGCUCAGAGGGAGACGUGUGCAACCUGCAUGCCUGUUUACCAAAGCCCAGCCUCUGUCGGGGUUGUCCAAAAACCUGGGGAAAGCAUUUCCAGCCCCCUUUCCUCAGGCAGCUAGCUCACAUUGGGAGAGGAGCUCCCUCCCUCAGAGCUGUUCGCAGUGCUGUCAGUCCUGCAAGGUAGAGGUGACAGGGACUGGGAGGGAGCAAACUUCUCUGUAAUAGACUCACCCUUCAGCCAGUAGCAAAUGAAAGGAGAUUGGACUUUCAUCCACAGUGUAAGUCUCUUGCUGGCAGAGCAGAGUUACGGCAGGCAGGGGGCACUUUGAUAACCCACUAACACGCUGCCUCAGUUUGGUGGGAGUUUUAAAGAGCGUGGAGUAAUAUACCUUCAAUGUCCAGCUCUCCUGUUUGUUCUGGUGGUGACAGGCUGGAACCAAUUCCAUUCCCACAGUCACUAAGUGACAAGGGAUGGGCUGACAGAGCCAAACAGAAUUGGAAAGAGUGGCUGCUUUCAUUUCUGCCUUUUCCAGCAUCCCUGGGGAACUUACACCUGUAGAGAGUUCUCUUCCUGAAACGUGGACUCACGGCCUCAGGAAAGCUGGGAGGUAGCAGGCACGAGGCUGUGUUGGAACUGAGAAUUAGCCUGUUUCCUUAGGGUUACUUACCUUCUGAUCCCCUUCCUCCCUCCUGUUGACACUAACUGGGUCUAAUUUUAUUAAAGCCAUUGAGGUUGGACAA
Mauremys reevesii (Reeves's turtle) is the source of this 3244-nucleotide messenger RNA. It is a transcript of the gene BBS4, whose product is annotated as Bardet-Biedl syndrome 4. The record is from RefSeq and is a predicted model, not a curated record. Gene Ontology annotation, biological process: protein localization to cilium; cilium assembly. Bases 200 to 1816 code for a protein of 538 amino acids. Gene Ontology annotation, molecular function: protein binding. The transcript has 16 exons. NCBI's taxonomy places the organism in Eukaryota, Metazoa, Chordata, Testudines, Geoemydidae. Gene Ontology annotation, cellular component: ciliary basal body.